AUGUCUCUUUCUUGCAAAGAAACGUAUGAUGUCAUUUUUCAUGUGUAUAUUCCAACGGAACUUCUGAAUGUUUAUGUUCGUAAAAGUAAUCUGUUUACAAAGGAGUUUAACAUCAUCAAAAUGGGGAAGAACAUGCAACAUAAGGAUCCACCAAACAUGCAGUUACAGACUGCUAAUUCGGGAGGUAUUAAUAAAAUAUUCCAUGCACUUAAUCGCCGUCACCGAUGGCAAAACGUCCGGAAAACGCUUCCGGAUAAACGGAAAGGUUCUGGAAAGCAUAUUAUAGAUGGGGAAACUAUCGAACAUGCAGCCACCACAAGUCAAGCACGUCAACUGCAGGGUAAUCAUAAAAAGAACAAAUCCGAAAUAGAACAUUCAGGCACAGAAGCUGGCCCCUUGACAUCUAAAGCCUCCAAGAAAUUUCGAAUAAGAUCUCUGAUCUCAGACGAAAUGAUCAAACGAAGGAAAAAAACUUCACCUCGUCGACGCUCUCCCUCCCCGACACGUUCCCCAAGUAAACGAAACGACAAAACUCCAACAAAAGUUACUCAAAAUAAUUGUGAGAGUCCCUCAACCAUGAAGAAAAGGAAGUGUAAUAUCUGUGCUGCGAUGUUAACUGUGAGUUAUCUGAGACAAAAAGCGCAAGCAUAUGAACAUCAGAAAAGCUUGGAAGAUCGAGAUCAAAACCAACAACGUAUACGGAAAUCCUCAGAUGGUCACAAGAAAGGACUAACAAAGUCUUUUUCGUUCCCCAUACUACGUGGAUUAACGAAAAGAAAAGAUUCCGAGAUAGAAGAACUUAAAAGUAAUUUGAGAGCUUGUAAAGAUAAAGAAACUACCAAGGAGAAAUUUAUAUUACCGAUGAAUCAAUGGAAGGAUGAUACCCUGUUUCCAAAACCGAUGCUAACCAGGCCAGCAUCUUUCAAAAGCCCUUCUUCACGUUCACAAAAGGAGAACAACCAAACUACCAAUCAAUCCAAGACUCUUAGACAAAAGAUAGGUAGAGUCAUGAAAGAGAACAAAGAGUGUCGUGAUAGUCGAGAGAGUCGAAAGAAGGAGAAGCGUAGGAUUCUUAUGGAUGCAGUUUUUCACAAGAUUCCUUAUGGUCGAAGGAAUUCCAAGGAUCCAAAAAAAGUUAGCCCCGAUAAGAUUAAAAGCAAUUCUACCACUAGUAGCACAGGAAGUCAUCGAAUGGCUGUCGUUGACAACGCAAAUCUUAAAAAAAAUGCGUCUACUGGUGAAGCAAUGAGCAAGUACCGAAAGCUACUAAGCCAAACAUCUGUUAGAGAGGACAAAGGUCAUCUCAAUGAUCACAAACCAAGGUUGUGUGUAGCUGGAGAUGUUUCUAGUGGCACAAAUGAGAGAAAAACACUCAAAAACAUUCACUCAUUACCUGCUAUUAGUCCCUCUGAUUUCACCCAAAACCAAGAGUUUCCAGUUAAAACGGAAAUGGAAACGCAGCAAAGUAUAGUCAAUGCAAUUGUUGAUGAUCAAAAGUCGUUAGAUCAUUAUGCAUUUACAGCCAAACUAAAUGUGCCUACUCCUGCUAUACAAAAUCUAGUCGAGGAAACCAAAUUAGUUGACAAACAUGGGACAGUUGGUAAAAAUUCUGGAGUAGGUCUAAGUACUUCCGAUCAUCAAGAAAAGAACGACCCCCAAAAGGAGUAUAGUUCAGCUAUUGAAAAUUCAACAAAGCAAACAAAAUUACAUGAAGAAGAUGAGGGCGUUGAUGCAGCUUUGAGUACUUCUGAUCAUCUAGAAAAGAUCAACGACCAAAAGGAGUCUAGUGCUGCCAUUGAAAAUGAGGUCAAGGAAACCAAAUUAGUUGACAAAGAUGAGGAUGUAGAUGAAAAACUUGUAAUGGGUUUAAAUUCUUCUGAUCUUCACGAAAAAAUUGACCAUAAAAAGGAGAGUAGUGCAGCCGAGGAAACUGAAUUAGUUGACAAAGAUGAUGAGGACGUUAAAGAAAAUCUUGGAGUGAGUCUAAAUACAUCAGAUCAUCAAGAAGAUAUCGACAACCAAAUGGGGUCUAGUGCUGCUAAUGAAAGUGAAACCAAUGAAACCAGUUUAAUUGAAAAGGAUGAGCUGGCCAUUGAAGAUAAUCUUGAUGCAAGUCUUAAUAGUUCUGAUCAUGAAGAAAAAACCGACAACCCAAAAGAGACUACUAAAGAAAGUCCAGAAAUUGAGGUUGAACAAGAUAAGUCCUUUAAUGAAAUUCUUGGAAUGUUCAAAACGGUUGAACAAAAAAAACUAGACGAGGAAAGUGAGCCUACUGAACUAAAGCUAGUAAUCAAGGGCACAACAGAUGACAAAGAUCAGGGUUUUGAUAAAGACGUAGAAGUCUGCGAAAAUUCUUUGGAUCAUGAUCAAGAAAAUGAAAGCUCACCAUUAACCUCUGGUCCCGAGGUUGAAGAUUUGAUGCAAGAUUCAAUACUUGAGUCACCUUCUCUAAUAGACAUACCACAAUCUCCAUUAGAAGAAUUUUCUGAUGAAAACCAACAAUACUUGUUCUCUAUUGAUGAUCAACCAUCUACCUCAGACCAACCAUCUAUUCAUAACAAAAGACCUAACAUUGAAAAACCUAUGGCCAUUAGUGCAAAGAGUAGAGUGAAUGAUAAGAUGCAAAGAAAUGGAUUUUUACACUUGGAUUUAAACUCAGUCAAGGACAACACCGAGUUCCAAUUUGUUAAAGAGGUGAUGGAGCGAUCAGGUUUUCUUGACAAUGAAGUUCUUGGAGAAUGGUAUUCUAGCUACCAACCAAUUGAUCCUUUAUUAUUUGAGGAAGUGGAAGCUACUUUCCUUCAAACAAACAAUCUUGAAGAGCUGGAUUCCAUGAAGGAUGGGGAAGCUGCUCAAAAGAUCAUCAACGACCAUCAUCUUCUUCUCUUUGAUUUAAUCAAUGAGUCUUUACUGGAGAUUCAUAAUAAAACGUGCACUUUUUGCCCAAAUGCAUUGAUUUAUGGUUCAAAGGUUCGCCCAAUGCCUGUAGGAUACCGUGUUCUGGAAGAGGUAUGGGAUAUUGUUAAUAUGUACCUGAGUUGGAGACAAGAUCUUCAACCCUCAUUAGAUGAUGCAGUAUUGAGCCGUGAUUUGCAGAAAGGGGAUGGUUGGAUGAACCUCCAGGCUGAUGCAGAGUUUGUAGGCAUUGAACUUGAAGAAAUGAUUGCUGAUGAUCUGUUAGAUGAGCUUGUUUUUGAUGAUCUAUUGAUGUAAAGAGACAAUCUGUUUAUACGAAUAAAAAGCACUUGGCGUAUCUUUGUUUUGUCCAAAAGAUGCACCAAGAUGGUGUAGGAUCUCUCUUUCACUACACACUUGCACAAAACAUAUAUAGAUUGUAUACAGACAAAAGGAUUUGAAAACGUGUUAUGUAUGGGUUG
Messenger RNA from Lactuca virosa, 3377 nucleotides. Lineage: Eukaryota; Viridiplantae; Streptophyta; Magnoliopsida; Asterales; Asteraceae. The record is from the annotation of a GenBank genome assembly.